AUGUCGCUCUUUGAUGUCGAUAGCAGUUGCUCUUCCUCUGACGCGCCGUCAUCUUCGAGCGAUGAGGGCACAUUGCCAACUUGUCCACCGCCACCGCCACUAGCAACGUACGACAGCCUGCCUUCAGUUGCUAAGAGUGGCACCAUCGGGAGCUGUGCCGCUCCACUGUCCGCUCUGGAGCAGCGGCGCCACAUGGCACAGCUCGAUGCUGCCAGGCAGCGAAACCGCGGGGUGUUGUGGCGCAACGAGCUACUCGGUUCACCCGCAGUUGACCUAAAGGGUGUAAUUGCUGGUGCGUCCUCGGUGCAGGUGGAGCGUACAUACGCCACUUCUGACCCAGGCAAGUUCGGCAAUUCCAUUGCUGCUGCGCUCAAUCUUCGCCGAGAGGAGAGGGAGAAGGCGUUGCUGAAGCGCCUACAGCAGCAGCGCAAGGCUGAGGAAGAGGGCAGCGACGGCCAGGCAUUAGCGGAGAAGGACACGGAGGUUGGCGUGUUCGUUACGGCCGCCUACAAAGCACUGCUGCGGCGCAACCUUCACCCAGCAGGGAGGAACAUCUGUGACCAAGGCGCUCAGCUCCCUACUAAGGCUAAUUACGACGAUGGUGAAGGCAGCGAUGAAGAUAACGAUGGCCCGCUGGGAGUGUACUUACGGCAGCUCGAGGGCACAGUCCACCCCGCGACACACACGAAUAGUGCGCCGCCCUCAGCGAGUCAGUUGACCACCGGUGACUACUACGAAUGUAUCAUGAAAGCGCCUCUGUUGGAAGAGAAAAACGCGUCGGGUACCGCUGUAGCGGUGGCGAGGUCAGGUGGCAGCGCUGGCGAUGGGACGGAGGCGUUGCCCGCAGUAGCCUUGUCAAUGGAGGGCAGCGAUUUGACUUCACUUACUGCGCCGACGCUCCGUGAGACGCAAGACCUCAUCAAGCACAGAGCUGCUGGCUCGUCGUCAACGCCGGGGUCACUGAAUGUGCCACAGACGAACGUCGAGGAGACUAAGGGCGACGUGAAGCCUUCUGUGGCGACUGAAGGAGAAGCAGACGAUGUGCACAGCGCUGUACUCACUCACGCACGACUGCUGUUCGACGCGCGUCAAUCAAAGAAUUACCGAGGGGUUAAUCACGCCACCCUCGUCGCCGCCGCGCGUCGCUGUGAUGAACGCAUAGGUACCUCUUUGUUUGCUUCGCUGUCGUAA
Molecule: messenger RNA, 1191 nt
Organism: Leishmania braziliensis MHOM/BR/75/M2904
Lineage: Eukaryota; Euglenozoa; Kinetoplastea; Trypanosomatida; Trypanosomatidae
Exons: 1
Coding region: 1-1191 (396 amino acids)
Source: RefSeq, a predicted model, not a curated record